This is a messenger RNA of Acanthosepion pharaonis, 960 nucleotides long. The record is from the annotation of a GenBank genome assembly. Lineage: Eukaryota; Metazoa; Mollusca; Cephalopoda; Sepiida; Sepiidae.
AUGAUUAAUGACGCCCUUGGAAUAUUCGAAUUAAGAAAUACAAAUCAAAUUUACGCAAAAGGUGUUGUCAAAAACGAUGGCCUUACUAUUACUAUUAAAGCAGAGGACAAAACAAAUCCUGCCUCUCUGCGACGCAGCGGCUACUGUUCCAUUAAAAUUAAUGUCCUGAGUGAUUCCAAAAUUAAGUUUCAGCAGAAUUCAUAUCAAGUUUCAGUUUUGGAAAAUCUACAGGCACCAUUUCAAGUCUUUGAUGCCUCCACUAAUACGCCGAACAGCGAUGUCAUUCUAAGUAUCCAGUCAGUCACUCCAAAUUCAGGAAAUGGUUUGUUUUACUUGAACCCAAUCACCGGAUCUCUUGCUGUUGGCAAAACCUUAACACUCGACACACAACCCGAAUAUAAAAUUGUUAUUAAAGGUACUGAUAGAGGGCAACCUGCGCUGUCUGGUUUAUCGACGUUGACUGUCAAGGUCAUUCGCAAUGCUCGUGCUCCAAGUUGUCCGGCUUUGAAAAAAGUUACUAUUUCCGAAAUAGUAGCUCCCAACACCUUCGUGGCCACUUUAACAGCAACGGAUACUGAUCCAAAUGAAUUUGGCAAAAUUUCUUAUAGUCUCAUCGGCGAAGCCAAUGUACCGACUUAUUUCCAAAUUUCAUCGACUGGUACGAUUACUACGAAGACUGAUUUGAAGACCGAUUCUGUUUUAUUAUACAAGCUGCUCGUUGAGGCUAAAGAUGGCGGCGGGAAGAAGUCGAUUUGCACUGCAGAAGUGACCGUUAACCGAAAUCUGAACAGCCCAGUUCUGAGGACGCUGACAUACACCAAAAUCGUGGAUAGUACUUAUUCGUUAAAUACCCCACUCUUGAAAAUAGACGCCACUGAUGCUGAUUCCCAGGUUAGUUCAUGUAUACUCUCUCUCUCUCUCUCUCUCUCUCUCUCUCUCUCUCUCUCUCUUGGAAGAUAA